GCCAAUACAUUGCCGAUCAAAACACCCUCAGAGCCUCUUCGCCCACCAUGGCUUCGUAGGAUUUGGAGCUCCGAGCAAUAUCAAAUUCUCCCACGCUGUUUCGAUUUUUUCCCCCCAAUUUUCCCAAAUUCGCAACACCAUUUCAAGAUUCAAGGUAGAUUAUCCAAUUGUUCCCUUGGAAUUUGCAUUUGCCCUUUAUGUGCUAUAGCACCACGUCUUUGUCAUGCACCACUCUCUGUUCUAUAUUUUUCGCUAUAAGAAUGUGCUGGAAUUAGUGCAAUGGCAACAUCCGCCAAGUUUGAUCUAUCUUCCAGAAGCCCAGAUAGACCAUUGUACACUGGGCUGCGUGGAUCCCACGUAGCUGGUUCCUUAGAUAGAUCGGGUAGCUUUCGUGAAAGCAUAGAAAAUCCAAAUCUGUCGACUCUUCCAAACAUGUCUAGAAGCAGUUCUUCAGCAACACAAGGGGAUGUAAUGAGCUUCUUCAAUUGUGUGCGUUUCGAUCAAAAGUUGGUAGCUCCAGAGCAUAAGUCUAAUCGUCAAACAGAUUAUAAACGACAUGUCAGUGCUGCUUUUGGAGUUUCACCUGAUGAAUCUGCUUCUAGUUCUGUAAAAGGCAAGCAAUUGCCAUCCCCAGCACCAGAAGAUAUCAAACGACUCAGGGAUGGUUUACACGCAAACUUUAGAAGGGCAAGGGAGCGUGCUAAAAUGUUCAGUGAAGCCUUAUCUAGAUUCAACAAAGAUUUCCCAAAUAUAACUUCAAAGAAGAGAUCUCGGGCCGAAAGUUUUUCUACUGACCGUUCUAGUUUCAUGUUAAGUGAUCGGUCUGUCUUGGGGCCGAGCAUAAGUAAGGUUGGAGUUCAAGGUCAUCCUGUCACAGGUGGUUUUGAACACGAGCAGCAAAAGUUAGAAGAAAGAACCAAAACUGUUGUCCCAAACAAGCGCACUAGAACUUCUUUGGUUGAUAUAAAGAUGGAUGUGCGGACUACUUCUCUUGUCAGGCCAUCUGGGACUGUAGACAGAGAUAAAGAAAUGCUACGGGUUGUCAAUAAUGGCGCGGUCCAGGGUGAGGAACGAACUUUACCGAUUGGAGGUGAUGGUUGGGAAAAGUCAAAAAUGAAGAAGAAGCGUUCUGGCAUCAAACCGGAUGGAUCUUCAAGUCCAGCAUUGACAAAACCUGUUAAUAUUUUCCAGGAAACUAAACAAGGAAUUCAACAAAGACUAACUACUGAUUCUCGGUCGAAAUUGAGUAGUGAUUCUCAUUCUUUCAGGCCAGGAGUUUCUAAUGGAUCUGUCGGAGCUGGAAAACCAGACGCCAUCUCUCAACAAACUGGGUUGGGGAUACGCGUCUCUACCCCUAAAAUUGAUCUGGACAACAAUUCUGCUGUCAAUGAGAGGCGGGAUCGUACUGUCCAUUCAGACAAGGAAAGGGUGAAUUUCAGAGCUGUUAACAAGGCAACUGUUCGUGAUGAAUAUAAUUCAGCUAGUCCUAAUUCAAGUGCAAAAAUUAAUACUAUUCGGGCACCACGAUCAGGUUCGGGAGUUGCCCCGAAGUUGUCUCCAGUUGUCCACAAAACAGCGGUUCCCAAUGAUGGGGAACUGUCUCAUGGUAGCCCCAAGCCCCCUGCUGGUGCUGGCACUACCAAUCGCAAACGUGCGGCAUCAGCACGAUCAUCUUCCCCACCUGUUGUCAAAUGGCAGAGGCCGCAAAAGAGCUCCCGCACUGCCAGAAGAACAAAUUUGGUGCCUGUUACUUCAAGUAAUGACGAUUCCCCUGCUUUGGAUUCUGUAUCUGAUGUGACUGGCAAUGAUCUUGGGUUGGGAUUUCCCAAACGUUUGACUGGCAGUUCUCCUCAGCAAAUCAAAUCAAAAGGGGAAUCUGUAUCUUCAGCUGCCUUAUCUGAAAGUGAAGAGUCAGGGGUGGCUGAGAUUAAAUCUAAAGAGAAGGGAAGGAAGCCAGAAGAGAUAGAUCAUAAAGCUGGACAAAGUGUUCAAAAGGUUUCUAACUCGGUCCUUCCAACAAGAAAAGGUAAAUUUGCCUCCGGGAACGAGCCUGGAGAUGGGGUUCGGAGGCAAGGGAGGACAGGGCGCAAUUCUCCUGCCACAAGGUCACUGAUGCCAAAGUCAUCAGAGAAGCUCGGAAACAUAAAGCAACUUAGAAGUUCAAGACAAGGAUUUGAGAAGAGUGAAAGCAGGGCAGGUCGUCCACCAACUAGGAAACUUUCUGAUCGUAAGGCAUAUGCACGUCAAAAGCAUACAGCUCUUAAUGCAUCAGCAGAUAUUCUUGAUGAUGGACAAGCAGAGCUAUUGGCUGCUGUAAAGGGUGUUAUCAGCUCUGCUCAUGCUUUUCCUACCCAAUUCUGGAGGCAGAUGGAGUCUUUCUUCAGUUUGAUAACUGAGGAGGAUAUUACUUACUGGAAACAACAGACAAAUAUUGAAUCAAGCCCAUUGAUGCCAACUCCAGUACCUUCAAAUAUAGAUGAUUGUGAAGCUGUUGUUAAUGGAUUUGGGUUGGCUAGAUGUGAAAGCGAUAUUGGACAUGGUGCUGAAAGGGGUGCUGGAAUUGUUACAGAACAGUUACAACUAUCUAAAGGAGAUCGUAAUGUAAUUCCCCUCAGUCAAAGGAUGAUAUCUGCUUUAAUUUCAGAGGAGCGUGGUAGUGAAAAUGAAGAUUACAAGUUUGAUGUGUGUGAUAAGGAAUUUGAGGCAGAUGAGGAGUUGGAACUGAGCAGUUUGGAUCCCUACCUACGAGCUAAUGAUCAGUUUGCAUGUCAUUCUGCUUACAACGGUUAUAGGAUAACUGGGAAGCGAAAACAUGUUGAUACAGAAAAUGAUAUUUCAUCUCCUGACUUGAAUUCAAGCCAGCCUACCUUGACCUGUUCAGGGUUGGAAUACAAUACCUUGGAUUUGAAUGAAAAGCUUCUCUUGGAGCUUAAAAGCAUUGGAAUUGCCCCAGAACCAGAUUCCGGAACGUCACGAACAGAUGAUGAAGGAAUUUGUCAGGAUAUCACUAGGUUAGAGGAGGAUUACCAAAAACAGAUGUGCAAGAGGAAAGGCAUGCUAGAUGGAUUGGUGAAAUCUGCCUCAGUGGCCAAAGAACUUCAAGAAAAGGAUUUUGAACAACGUGCUCUGGACAAACUUCUUGAGAUGGCUUAUGAGAAAAACAAGGGCUGUCGGCGUCCAAGUUCCUCAAGUGCAAAAAGUGCAAGCAACAGAUUGGCCAAGCAAGCUGCGCUUGAAUUUGUUAAGCGUACAUUGGAAAGAUGUAAACAAUUUGAAGAUACAGGCAAGAGCUGCUUCAACGAGCCCAAAUUCAAGGAUAUGUUCCUUGCUGCUUCUUCCCAGCUGAGCGCUGUUCGGCUAGUUGAAGGCACGGAGACUGAAUCCACAAAGCCACAAGCUUCUCCCUUUUCUUCUGAAGCAAGAACAGGUUAUGUGGCUUCACGGCAGUGUCCUUCACUAUUUAGUCAAAAUAUGAAUAACCAUGAUAUCAAUUCACCAGAUAUUCUUCCAGCUAUAAAUAACUCAUCCAAACAAACUAGCGGGAAGGAAGAUUUUUGGUCAAACAGGGUGAAGAAAAGGGAAUUGUCCCUUGAUGAUGUUGGUGGUACUUCAAGUGCUCCAUCAGGAGUUGGCGGUUCGCUAUCAAGCAGUGCAAGAGGGAAGAGGAGUGAGAGAGACAGAGAUGGAAAAGGGCAGAGCAGGGAAGUGCUAUCCAGAAAUGGAAAUACCAAAGUUGGCCGGCCAGCAUUAUCUAAUGCUAAGGGAGAAAGGAAACCUAAAUCUAAGCCUAAGCAGAAAGCAUCUCAGCAUUCUGUUUCUGUAAAUGGCCUCCUUGGCAAGCUAUCAGAUCAUUCUAAACCAGAGUUGCCUUCUGUUUCGAAGUCUAAUGAAAUGUCUACUAACAGCAAUACCAAGGAAAAGGGUGUGUUUGGCUCGGGUGAAUCGGAUGACCAUGAGCCUAUUGAUCUCUCGAACCUGCAGCUUCCUGGAAUAGAUGUACUUGAUGGCCAAGGUCAAGAUUUUGGUUCAUGGUUGAAUAUUGAUGACGAUGGAUUGCAUGAUAAUGACUGUAUGGGCCUUGAAAUUCCCAUGGAUGACCUUUCAGACUUGAAUAUGACAUUAUGAUAGUUUAAACUUCUUUGUACAGCAGCUUUCUAUACCAAUGACAACGGAAACAAAGUACUUUUAAGAAAUGACUAGUUACAUAGGAUAGUCUUAUGGCUAAUCCUGGCCUCAAUUAGGUUAUAUAGAUUCUUUGGUAGACUCCCAUCUCCUAGUUGUUUUUUGAGUGACCUUUUCAACUGUUUCGGAUUUUGCUAGUGUCGAAGUUCAUAACUUCCUCUGUAAAGAUCUUUCUGUUGAAGGUACAAGUUAGUGUUCCCAGUGAUUAUGUUAAUAAACAUGGUCCUGGUUGUAGCAGUUACAAAUCAGACAGUAAGGCCUUUGUACAUACAUUUGAUAUUUCUAAUAAAAUCAGCUUUCAUUUACUGAA
Molecule: messenger RNA, 4492 nt
Organism: Lotus japonicus
Lineage: Eukaryota; Viridiplantae; Streptophyta; Magnoliopsida; Fabales; Fabaceae
Exons: 15
Coding region: 280-4125 (1281 amino acids)
Source: RefSeq, a predicted model, not a curated record